AAUCAAGAAAAAGCAGCGGAACAAAAUUUUAGUCAACUACGUAUCAAUUUUUAUUAACCUGUCGCAUUUCAAUACCCGUGAACCCUAAUUUCACCUUUCUCUCAAGCCUUUAAUCAAUUAAAAUUUGCUCAUUACAUUCGUGCCAAAAUCGAGGUCAGUCCAUUCUGGAAGAUUUUUUUUUUUUCCCUUAACUAGGGUUUCUUUAAUCGUGAACUGAAACCCUGGGCUUGAUUUUGAUUAGCUUGAUUUUCGAGUAGGCUUUGAAUAUUUUUAUUUUUGGUAAUGAUAUUGAUACGAGAGAUAUUCAGGUGAUUAAUAGGGGAAAAAAAUGAGGCAGUUAAAUGGAUUUUGUAGUAAAAGAAGUCCCCAGCUUCGUGGGAUUUUCAAUGGGUUAUGUGCCCUAGUUUUGAUUUUGUUGUUUUACAAUCGGGGAGAUAUUGUGAGAAACCAACUUUCGAAGCAAUCGUAUUCAGUAUCUAAAUGGAGCUCAGGCAGUGGGUUUUAUUCCGGUGUGGGGAGCCAAUUCGUGAAUCGCAGAGAAAUGGUUGAAUUAAGUGCAAAUUCUUCAACUGUAAAUGGCUCCGAUCCUAAUAAUUUGGAUGUAAAGAAGCCUGAAUUUUGUGCGGGAUUGUCUGAUCACAAUGGCUAUAGUAGUAGCUGUGAGUUCCUGAAAGCCCAUCCGCAGUGCACGUCAGAUGGGUUUUUUGAUUACUUGAAGUUUUACUAUUGUGAUUGCGGUGAGAGCGCAUGGGCAUUUCUAGUGUUGGGUACUUGGCUUGCUGCAUUGUUCUAUCUUUUAGGCAACACUGCGGCUGAUUACUUUUGCUGUUCUUUGGAAAAGCUUUCGACUCUUUUGAAGCUAUCUCCUACUGUUGCUGGUGUAACUCUGCUUCCACUUGGAAAUGGCGCUCCAGAUGUGUUUGCAAGCAUUGCUGCUUUUGUAGGUACUGGCACGGGAGAUGUGGGCCUUAAUAGUGUAUUAGGAGGGGCAGUGUUUGUUACUUGCAUUGUUGUUGGGGCUGUUUCCCUAUGUAUAGCAGAUAAGGACAUUAAGAUCGACAAGAAGUGCUUUAUAAGGGAUAUUCUAUUUUUUAUGCUUGCCCUUGCGUCUCUGUUUUGGAUCUUGAUUGUCGGUGAAGUGACUGUUGGUGCUGCCAUUGCAUUUACAUCGAUUUAUGUUCUGUAUUCCUUUGCUGUGGCUGCCAAUGAGAUUUUGAGGGAACAGGCCCAGAGGUUGAAACUGGACGCUGUUACUCCUUUGCUUCCUGUAAGAGGAAGUGUGUUUUCUCAUGGAAAUCUAGAUGAGGAACCCUUAUUCAGCUCAUUGCUUGACAUUGAGACUGAAAGUGUUGGAGUCCAGUCCCAUGGUUCCCUACCUCAGUGGAUGUGGGCUUCUAAUGUAGCAAUUUAUUCAAACCAGGUGCUGAAGAUCCCUGAUGGUGACAAGUCUUUGUGGGGAUGGAAUGAAGAAGAGAGAGAAAUUGAGCGGCCAUCAUUUUCUUGGUCGAAGCUAUUUUCCCUUCUGGAGUUGCCUCUGACUGUACCGAGGCGGCUCACAAUUCCCUUAGUCGAGGAGGAAACUUGGUCAAAGCCAUGUGCUAUGGGCUGUGCUUUACUGGCUCCGAUUCUUCUUGCUUGUUUGUGGAGUUCACAAGACAACGUGGGUUCUCAAAGCAGAAUAGCUGCGUAUAUCAUCGGCGUCUCAGUUGGAAGCACCCUUUGUGUUCUUACAUAUAAGCACACAAGGCCAGAUCGUCCACCUCAGAAAUUCUUACUUCCAUGGGUUAUAGGAGGAUUUGUGAUGAGUAUCAUUUGGUUUUACAUGAUUGCAAAUGAGCUUGUUGCUCUACUUGUGGGAUUUGGUGUGGUUCUAGGUGUCAAUCCCUCCAUCCUUGGGUUAACUGUAUUGGCUUGGGGAAACUCGAUGGGUGAUUUGGUUUCAAACGUUGCUUUGUCAAUGAAUGGUGGGGAUGGCGUACAGAUUGCAAUGUCUGGAUGUUAUGCGGGUCCUAUGUUCAACACGCUCAUUGGAUUGGGCAUAUCAAUGCUUCUGGGAGCCUGGUCUGAGAAACCUGGUCCCUUUGUACUCCCUCAAGAUAGAAGCUUGUAUUUCACCUUGGGAUUUCUCGUUUCAGGAAUUAUUUGGGCACUCAUUGUUUUACCUAGAAAUAACAUGCGUCCGAGCAAGAUUCUUGGAGCAGGACUAGUUGCCAUAUAUUUGAUAUUUCUCACUUUCAGGGUGGGCUCUGCUAUGGGAAUGUUUUCAUUAGCUGGCUUUAGGUGAUAUCAUGUACUGUUAAAAUGUACAUUCAGAGAUUACUUGACCCACGAAAAUUGAAAUUGUCAUGAUUGAUCUGCCUGUAUUUAUUGGAGACAAAUUCUUUUGGUGGUUAUAUAAUAGCUAGUUGUAUUUAGUAAUUAGUAUUAUAUAUUGUUGUGUUUGAAGAUGACAGGUCUUAUGGACAAUUGAUAAAGUGGGUGGCUUCUUGUU
Messenger RNA from Olea europaea var. sylvestris, 2491 nucleotides. RefSeq names its product cation/calcium exchanger 4-like. The record is from RefSeq and is a predicted model, not a curated record. Lineage: Eukaryota; Viridiplantae; Streptophyta; Magnoliopsida; Lamiales; Oleaceae. Bases 329 to 2284 code for a protein of 651 amino acids. The transcript has a single exon. Gene Ontology annotation, molecular function: monoatomic cation transmembrane transporter activity. Gene Ontology annotation, biological process: monoatomic cation transport; transmembrane transport. Gene Ontology annotation, cellular component: membrane.